UCUCUUUCUUUCCUUCACCAGUCCGAAAUUGGGUUUGGCAAACUGGAAACCUAUAUCAAGCUGGAUAAACUAGGAGAGGGCACAUACGCCACCGUUUUCAAAGGCAGGAGUAAGCUGACGGAUAACCUGGUUGCACUAAAAGAGAUUCGCUUAGAACAUGAGGAGGGGGCACCCUGCACAGCCAUUCGAGAAGUGUCCUUACUGAAGGAACUCAAACACGCCAAUAUUGUGACGCUACACGAUAUCAUCCACACUGAGAAAUCAUUAACACUGGUCUUCGAAUAUUUGGACAGAGACCUGAAGCAGUAUAUGGAUGACUGCGGGAACAUAAUGAACAUGAAUAAUGUGAAG
Molecule: messenger RNA, 351 nt
Organism: Chiloscyllium plagiosum (whitespotted bambooshark)
Lineage: Eukaryota; Metazoa; Chordata; Chondrichthyes; Orectolobiformes; Hemiscylliidae
Source: RefSeq, a predicted model, not a curated record